GUCCGCCUAAGAUACAUUAGUUGGGAACGCGUCGACCGCCGGCUUCUUCCACUUUUCACGCAUCGCAUCGCGGACAUCUCAGCUGCAUCACAUGUCCUCCCAUCCCGCCCUUAUACCCGUCCUCUCUUCUCUACUCACGACCGCUGUCACGAUUUCAUGCACCUUUCUUCCCCACGGCUGCCGCCGCCCAAUUCCCUACUCUUGCGUGUAAACAAAUCUUAUUCCCCUCGGACGCUUUUCUUGAAGAAAGCAUUUCCCUUCUCACAACUCCCGUCUCUAGUCCUUACUUCUCUUCCUCGUUGCAGCUUCGUACUGCACUUCUUCUUCUCCUUUUUCCUCUUCUCCUCCUCCCCUCGGUUGUCGUAUCUGGCGCCUCGCGUUUCAAGAUAAUGCUGGAGAAAUCCCCCUAACUUCCAAUUGGUUGCGCGGGGACGGUGGUGCAUCUCGCAUCGCCGGGCUACUUUCACACAAUCCUCUCUUUUUCCUCUGAAGCAGAAGGCCGCGACACCGUGGCGAGCUGCGCCCAUGUCCCCCUUCAGAUAUGGCAACCAUCACCCCGUACAAACGCGACUUACCUUUUAUUCACCGUGCCUGGAAGACGGCCGUCGAUCACUUGUCCCCAUACAGCAUGGGCAUCAAGUUGUCGUCGGCAAACGGUGACAAUGUCGUCAACGGCGACCACGUCCCUCGUGCUAUCAAAAGGCGUCGCAUAACUGACUCGCCAGAGUCGGCCCCGAACGGCGCCGUAGGUCGCUUGCUGCCGGAGAAUCCUGAUGAUUUCGAGAAGGCCCUUCGGGUCCACAUUCUCCAGAUCAUCCACAAGGAUAGCUCUAGAGCCACGAGCCUGUCCAACGAGACGGGGUCGCCUAGCAUCAAGGAGAUUCCCGCGAUUCGGGUCCGCUGCAAGCUUAGCAUUUUCCGAUGGAGAGCGAACAAGGAAAUCCGCGUUCUCCAUUGCGACAGUCAAGUCUGCAGCCUCAGAGUCAUCCGAGACGUCGAUGAGACGGGUAGCCGAGCCAGGAUUGACCUGAACUCGCCGUUCCACAUCCCCGCGGAAAACAUCUAUGUCGAGCGGGACGACGAGCGCGGCUUUUCCUUGGACGACCACUACUUGGUCCAGGCCGAGUUGGAAUCGGCUGGUGAUCCCAACUGGCCGCCGGCCGACCUCCUGCCCAAGGAAAUCGCCAGUGACAUCCUCUCAAGCCGGCCGCAGCACUGGGUUUUUUCCUCGCAGUUCGUCUACCGGCUUAAGAAACAUCGGACCGGCGUCCCGAUAAAAAUCAGGAAACGGGUCGGUGAGGAGACGCCGCUCGAUCUGCUGAUGGACAUGGAUUUGAGGUGGUCGACGGGCCAUGCGGCAGGAUGUGUCCCUGAAAUAGAGACCGUUCCGCCGGAUGUCAAACCAACAGAUACGAACGGAACUUUGGAGCCACUGACAAACGAGAGCAUCAAUGGAAGGAUGGAGAGCGCCCCGAACGGCGCCCCGAGAGAUGACCAGGACACGCUGAUGGACGAGGAUGAGGACCAUGAAGAGGCGGCUACUCCGAGUCGUCUGUUGAGAACGAGGGAGAAGCAGAACUAUAAUCUAAAGCUGCUAAGUGAUAAAGCCCGCGGUAAGGAGCGCAAGGAGCGCAAACAGCGUAAGUUGGCAGAUUCCAGAGGCCAAUCUGGGCAAGUUACUUGGAUUCCCCCCAACACUGGGGAUGUCGUAUUGAGAAAUUAUCAAUGCAUUAGAUGCUAUGCCCUCCACUCGUCCAUCAGCCAGCUAGUAUCACACAUCAAGGUUCACCCUGAGUUCAAGUUUGAUGUUGAUGCAAACACCUCCCGUAUCUGGAUCAUCCCCCAUGACCAGGAAACCCCUCGCCGGUCAGGGUCGUCUUUGCUCGAGACGCCGAGCUCGGGGGAGGAGGAUAGCGAUCUAGGGGAUAGUGUAUUCCCCCAGAACGCCCAAAGAACACUGACGAGACCCAAGUCUUCGCAGCCAUCAUUCUCGAGCAAGCCGAGAGACACUAGGCAGCUGGUUCCCAACAUCAAGCAGCCUAUGUAUGAUCGGCUCAGCAAGGCGCUGCUCGAGCCCGGCUCGUUCGUAGACCCGCCGGAUAUCGACGAUACUUGGCUGGUACAAAAGCACAGAGAUAUCAUUCGCGACUACAGCGACGUCCACCAGGACGAGAAAGAGUAUAUCUCGGAAUGGGACGCCUAUGUGAACAAGGAAUGCGUCACCUCGGAGCCUCACUUGCAAGACGUCUAUCUCAAAUUCGUCCAGGUUAAAGCAUCGUGGUUGCUUGGGUCUACAAGCCGCAUGACCGAGUUCUCAAAGCAUUUAAGCUACCUCAAGGCGAGAAACGCGCUAGCCGACUCGACAAUUUCCGAGGCCCUCGCAACCUUGCGACAGGCGAGGUUGAUAAAACGUCCAGAGCAACCCGAAGCUACAAAACCACCAUCUCCGAGGACCGAGUACCGCAAGUCGUCUUCCGGAUGUGCCGUCUGCGGUCAACCGAUCCGAGGGCCGUUGACCUUAAUCUGUGCAAACCUGGACUGCGAUAAGCCACUCUACCACGUCGAGUGCGUUCGUGAGGAGGCCAAGGUACCAGUACAGAAUCGCAAGUGGCGCUGCAAUAGCUGUUGCUGCACCUAAGCCUAACGCCAGGACAAAUAUUGUGACGAGUCCAACCUACAUCGGCCAGUGCUCAGAAUCGGGUGACGCAGCACGAUCGAUUCAAGCAUUGAUGUAUAGGAAACGGAGACAGGACUUAUAAAUGGUAAUCAUUACGAGGCCCAGCUCGCCGGUAACCCUAACUUGUUAGCAGCGGACUCCGAAGGCACUUGCAAACCUCUCUAAGCUCUUAGCAUUCUUGGAGCGCUCUCCUGCAAAGGUUCACGGAGCACCUCACAACACAUUGCGUAAUGGACACAUCAACAUGGAAUGAAUAAAAAUAUCGAAGAUUCCCAUGAUCUCCUGCCUGACCUUUUUAUGCCCAAGCUCGUAAAAUAAGCACCCGCCAAUCCCGCAGUCAACUGACACGGCCGGUCACAUGGCAGUGAUGAUUGUCUCAAUAUAACCUCUAUUUUCCCGAACGAAAUGUAUACCCUCUAAACGCAUUUAUAUUUCUAUCAUAAUCUCUCAUGAUUGACAGUAUUCCUUGAACGCGGGCAGCAGUCUAUACAAUUCCUGAACUGUGGCUGAGACCGAC
Messenger RNA from Durotheca rogersii, 3194 nucleotides. RefSeq lists its product as uncharacterized. The transcript is spliced from 3 exons. Lineage: Eukaryota; Fungi; Ascomycota; Sordariomycetes; Xylariales; Xylariaceae. The coding region runs from base 542 to 2638 and encodes 698 amino acids. The record is from RefSeq and is a predicted model, not a curated record.